AUGCACCGGUCCGAUUCUAUGAUCUGUAUCGGCACUGAUCCAGACCGAUUUGACGGCUCGGUAUCGGUGCCGAUCCAGACCUAUUUGGCGGAUCGGACCAGUGGAGAGAAGGUGAGCAAGCUGAGCCUUGUGGAUCUGGCUGGGAGCGAGAGAGCGGCCAAGACGGGUGCCGCCGGCGAGAGGCUGAAAGAGGGCAGCAACAUAAACAAGUCACUCACUACGCUCGGCCUGGUCAUCUCUGCGCUGGCAGACCAUGGCGCAGGCAAGAACAAGAGCAAGUUUGUGCCCUACAGAGACUCUGUGCUCACCUGGCUGCUCAAGGACAGCCUUGGUGGAAACAGCCGGACAGCAAUGGUAGCCACCAUUAGCCCAGCGGCUGACAAUUACGACGAGACCUUGUCCACUCUACGCUAUGCUGAUCGGGCGAAAAACAUAGUCAACCAUGCCGUUGUCAAUGAAGACCCCAAUGCCAAGAUUAUACGAGAGCUCCGUGUGGAGGUGGAGAAGCUGCGGGUGCAGCUCACUCAGGCUGAGUCCCUGAAGGCUCCUGAGCUCAAAGACAGGCUGGAGGAAUCUGAGAAGCUGAUCCAGGAGAUGACGGUGACGUGGGAGGAGAAACUGAGGAAGACUGAAGAGAUAGCACAGGAGCGACAGAAGCAGCUGGAGAGUCUUGGUAUCUCCUUGCAGUCUUCUGGCAUCAGGGUUGGAGAGGACAAGUGCUUCUUGGUUAACCUCAAUGCUGACCCUGCCCUCAAUGAGCUGCUGGUUUAUUACUUAAAGGAACACACCCUAAUAGGCGCAGCCAACACUCAGGACAUCCAGCUGUGUGGAAUGGGUAUCCAGGCAGAACACUGCAUCAUGGACAUCACAGCCGAUGGCGGUGUGAUCCUCACCCCAUACCCGAAGUCCCGUACGUGCGUGAAUGGCUCCCCAGUGACAAGCCCACUCCAGCUUCACCAUGGAGAUCGCAUCCUCUGGGGGAACAACCAUUUUUUCAGGAUCAACUUGCCUAAGCGACGGGCGCGUGGUGAAGUUGAAGAUGAGGAAGGUGACGGCAGUGUCAUGAAGAACAGCAACAGUGGCGAGCCACUGGAUGGCGACGGGGACACUGGAAGUGAAGUGUCCAGUGAAGUCAGCUUCAGUUAUGAGUUCGCUCAAACGGAAGUGAUGAUGAAGGCCUUGAGCAGCAAUGACCCCAUGCAAGCCGUGCUGCAGGGCCUGGAGCGACAGCACGAGGAGGAGAAACGCUCCGCCCUGGAACGGCAGCGGCAGAUGUACGAGCAGGAGCUGCAGCAGCUGCGCAGGCGCCUGACGCCCGACAAGCAGUCGCUGCUGAGCCCGCAGUGGUCGCAGCAGCACUACCGCAGCAUGGAGAGGCUGAGCCUGGGUGGGGCUUCCUCUGCGUCAUCCAGUGCACAGCAGCGCCUGCGCCAGUGGGGCGAGGAGAGAGAGGCGGUGUUGACACGCAGCCUGAGGAAGUUGCGGGAGCAGAUCGUGAAGGCCAACCUGCUAGUGCAGGAGGCCGGCUUCAUCGCCGAGGAACUGGACAAGAAGACCGAGUACCGCGUCACUUUGCAGAUCCCGGCAGCCAACCUCAACGCCAACCGCAAGCGUGACGCGGUCUUGAGCGAGCCAGCGGUCCAGGUGCGACGGAAGGGCAAGGGAAAGCAGAUCUGGACCCUGGAGAAGGUGGAGAACCGUCUGGUGGACAUGCGGGAGCUGUACCAGGAAUGGAAGGACUUGGAUGAGGACAAUCCUGUGAUGCGUUCUUACUUCAAACGAGCGGACCCUUUCUUCGAUGAACAGGAGAAUCACAGCUUGAUUGGUGUAGCCAAUGUCUUCCUCUCCUGCCUCUUCUAUGAUGUCAAACUGCAAUACGCUGUGCCCAUUAUCAACCAGAAAGGGGAGGUGGCAGGGCGCCUCCAUGUGGAAGUUUUGCGCGUCAGCGGCAGCUUCCAGGAUGAUGGCGAGGACUAUGUGGAGAACCCUGAGGGGGAGAUGCUGGAGCGCAAGCUAGUCUGCAUGAUAAAGAUCUUGCAGGCUACGGGGCUGCCCUGGCACCUCUCCAACUUUGUCUUCUGCCAGUACUCCUUCUGGGACCACUCCGAGCCUAUUGUUGUGGGGCCAGAGAUGGACCCCUGCUCGUCCCCCAGCAUCAAGGACCCCCACUUCAUGGUGGUGUUUGACAGCUGCAAGGAACUGUCUGUGUCGGUAACUGAGGACUUCAUUGAGUACCUGACAGAAGGCGCGGUGGCUAUUGAGGUCUAUGGACACAAGAAGAAUGACCCGUGCAGGAACGCGGCUCUUUGGGACCUUGGCGUCAUCCAGGCCAAGACCCGCACGCUGAGGGACAGGUGGAGCGAAGUGACCCGGAGGCUGGAGAUGUGGGUGCAGCUGCUGGAGCUGAAUGAAAACGGCGAGUACAUCCCGGUAGAGGUGGUGGCCGCCCCGGAUGUGUGCACCGGCGGCAUCUUCCAGCUCAAACAGGGCCAGUCCCGGCGCAUCCAGGUGGAGAUCGUCUCUGUGCAGGAUUCGGGCACCAUGCCCCUGGUGGUGGAGACGAUCCAGGCCGUGUCCGUGGGCUGUGUGGAGAUUCGCCAGGCUCACACCUCCAAGGGUGACGGUGAUGACAUGGACAGCUAUCAGGAACGGGACUUGGAGCGACUUCGACAGCAGUGGUUAGCGGCCCUAACCAAGCGACAGGAGUACCUGGACCAGCACCUCCAGAAACUAGUCAGCAAACCAGACAAGACCGAGGAUGACGUCGACCAAGAGGCCCAGCUGCUGGAGUGCCGUCUCACCCUGACAGAGGAGCGAAACGCCGUCCUGGUGCCCUCCGCUGGUAGUGGCAUCCCUGGCGCCCCUGCAGAGUGGGUUCCUGUGGCUGGGAUGGAGAAACACAGCCCGGUCCUCUUCUUAGAUCUCAAUGCGGAAGACUUCAGUUCCCAGGACAAUCUGGACAUGGCGGAAGCGGGAGGCUGGGACGCCACGCUCAGCGGAGAGGACGAGGAUUAUUUCUUCGACCUACAGAUUGUGAAGCACGAUGACAACGAGGUGAAGGCCGAGGCUUCCUGGGACUCGGCCGUGCACGAGUGUCCCCAGCUGAGCCGGGGGGGCGCGGCACAGGAGCAGCGCGUCUACCUGAUCGUGCGCGCAGUGGUGCAGCUCAGCCACCCGGAGGAGAUGCAGCUGGUCUUGCGCAAGCGCAUCUGCGUCAGCGUCGUCGGCCGCCAGGGUUUUGCCCAGAACUUUCUGCGGCGGAAGUCCCAGCGGAGCACCAUCCCUGGCUGCGGGGUCACCUUCGAGAUCGUCUCGAACAUCCCCAGGGAUGCCCAGAGCUCCGAAGACCGGGAGAUGCUGGCCCGGCUCGCCGCCAACACGGAGAACCCCAAAUCUGCUGACAGCGAGGCAGCCAUUGAGAAGUACCUGCGCAGCGUGUUGGCCGUGGAGAACAUCCUCACGCUGGACCGCAUGCGGCAGGAAGUAGCUGUGCGGGAGCAGUUUGCAGUGAAAGGGAAGGGGAACAGACGCAGCCUGAGCUCCCCCAACGUAAACAGGUUGACUGGGAGCAGACAAGAUCUUUCCACAAGUUGCUUGCUGGAUGACAAGGGCCGCUGGGAGAGUCAGCAGGACAUUUUCAGGGCUUCCCCUCAGCUAAGCCGCCCCCCUCCGCAGCCCUCCCCUGCAGAAAGCCAGGAGCCAGAAUCAGGUAUCUCAAGACUGGCUGCCUCUUGUCUUUCCCCAGUGAAGGCUCUGGCUCCUCAGAUGCCUAAACUGCUGAAGUCCCUCUUCCCUGCCCGGGAUGAAAAAAAAGACCUUCGCCCAUCACCUCAAGCCCAGCAGCCUGUUCCUCGCAUCAUGGUACAGUCCAUUCAUGAAGGCCCCAUUAAGCCAGAACUGGUCGCCACAUCGGGUCACAGUCCUUCAUUGGAGAGAUUCUCGGACAUGCCAGAUUCUCCACCUCUAUCUAAGCACGAAACGCAUGAUGACACGCUGCUCAGCCCUACCAGUGAGGUGUCAAGCGGUUAUUUCUCUACCAGUGUCUCCAUGGCAACCCUGUCCGAGGUGUAUUCCACUGGUGGAGAGCCUGGCGCCUGCCCGGGUACAGCUAGCAUCGCUACUACGCCUAGCAUUGACAGUGAGGACACCGCAGUGAGAUCGCUUAACUCCACCGCUGUAGUGGAUGGGGGGAAAGAUGGAUUUCGAGGCACUGCUGAGAAAGGAAAAGGCCAUCUAAGAGCAGUGACCCCCGUGGAGCUGAAAGCUGCUGACAGGAACGGUCUUGUGUCGUCUCAGCUAGACACAAAGCCUGUCCUUCCUACAGCAAGCCCCCUUCCAGCAUUACUAUCUGCUGAUGGCUCGACGAGGGCCGGCGAUUCCCACAAAGCCAAGAUGACAGCGACCCCUGAUGUUAAGCCCUUGAAGAAGUUUAUGGACGAGGUGGAGAAAACAGCUUGGCCUGAAACAGGCCAGUCAGGGAGCCUGGAGAAGCUGGAGAUCACUUCGGACUCGGAUGAAGCGCUGGACACCACGUUGCCAAACUGGUUGAAGGGCGGAGCGCGGGUGACUGUGGGCGGGGGCAAGUGCGGGACAGUUCGCUACGUUGGGACCACGGAUUUCGCAGACGGCAUCUGGGUGGGGGUUGAGUUGGACAGUCCGUCAGGUAAAAAUGACGGCUCUGUAGCCGGUCGUCAGUAUUUCUGCUGUAACCCUGGUUACGGGGUCCUCGUGCGGCCGGAGAGGGUGGGUCCUGGAGCAGGUGCCAAGUGUCCUACACAGGACCGGCGACGCAGUGGCUUGUCUCGAGGGGAGAACCGCAAGUCUUGGACCAGCUAAAGGAGGCUGUGUCGACACCCCCUCCCCCCACACUGGCUCACACAUCUCCUGUGGUGUUGAUAUGUGUAGAGCAGCUCCACCUUUCCUGACAGACACUGCCCGGUGGGUUGGCUCCCGCUAUCUGCCUGUGAGGAUGUACGGGCGACACGUGAUGCGCGGCAUGACAUCAAGAGCUGGUUUAUCCGCAAUUAAAUCGCUUUGCCCAGGGAAGCGUGCUCGCGUGUUUAGAGAAGUGGCAGAAUCGCUGCUUUUGCUGCUGAAUCAGAAAGUGAUUUGCGUCUGAUUGAUUUUCCUACCCCCUAACACUAUUUAACAGAAUGCAGUAUUCUACAGCAAUAUUUUCCAAAAGCCUCUGAGUGCAGCUGCUCUCCUUUCGGCUGAAAUUAUCCUAAAUGGUAUAAGAACUAAACAGAUCUUGUUACUGACAAAAUGUUGCAGUAGUGUUGGUUUUAUUUAUAUAGCUGAAAAUCCAGAUUCGUGCCUUUAAGAAUCAAGGAGGGAAAGGAAAAGUCUUCUAUCUGCACAGAAUGCCUUUUUAAAGACAGAGUCGGUCUCAGGGAUGGUUCUGCAGUGCCUUUCCGGACCUACAUGACAGCCUAAGCACACUGGAAGAACAACAAUUCCCCUUCCACUAUCAGCUUCCUGCAAAAAAGCUGUUCCUGUUUUUAUGACAUUUCUGAAGGCAUAUUUAUGCAUACACAUAGAUAUACUUUUAUUUUGAGGAUGCGCAAAGACAACCGCGCUUUUGAUUUUACUGAAAUCGUGGAUUAAGAUAAAUCAAAGUCCUGUACCGCUGAUUUUAAGCACAUAUGCCAUCCUACUGGGAUGGAUUUUAAUAUAUACAUUAUGGUAGAGAGACAGUCGGCGUGUGUCCUGGACCUUUGGGCAUUCGUUUACAGUCCCCAUUUCCCCUUAAACUGUGAUUAUUAUCUAUGUCAUCUCAUAUUGAGUCUGACUGUAGAAGCUGUAUAGAUGCAGAAGACUAUAGGUCACCUUGUCCCAGAAAUAGACACAAAGUGCAGAUUAUCAUUAAAAUGUUUGUUUGAAAUCAAAAUUAGAAGUGGCCCUUUAAAAGGGUUAAUAUAUUUACUUCCUUCUUGUGUGAGGGUCUCUGCGACUAACGCGUGCUGCGAAUUUGAAAUACUAGCCUUGAUUCUAGCCCUUGAUUCUCUCUAGCCUUAACUUUUGCACAGGUCGCGAUUGCGGAGCAUCGACAGCAAUCCUUUGUUUUUUUGAAAAACGGCCCGCGCGGAAUAAAAAAAAAGUCAGCAUUUCAAAAAUAUGCAGCAUUCUCACAGUGUGGCGAGGGGCCGCGUUCAUCCCCACUGCCCUUUCAAAUAGCUGUCUACAGAGCAUUUUAAAUACUAUCAUGCCUCGCUUCCAAAUAAGAAUUUCAUAGCUUCAGUAUUGCAUUCUGUUAACACAAGCAAAAUGUAUCAUUUUAAUCUUUUUUUUUUUUUUUCUGUGCUGAAGUCUAAAAUAAACACAAACCAUACAGACUUAGACUGUACAUAUGAGGUGGUAGUUUUGCUGAUAGAAAUUUUUACCUAUUAACCCUGCUUUUAUAAACUCAAAUCCUGUUUCAUCGUUCCAUCAUCAUAUGUGUUGUGUAUAUACUACUUUUUUUCAAGGCAUGGAUUUUUAUUUUGAUUUAAUGGCACUAUAAUUCUAUUAAUGCAUCCAGUAUCGUAAUGUAUAGGAAUGACAUUAAGGACAACAAAUAGGUUCCAGACAAACGUGCUUGUUUAACACUGAAUCCAACUUGUGCUGCAUAGUAUUUUGAUACAGCAGCUCUUACUAUAAACGUACAGUCAGACACCCAGAUCAAAGAACCUGCACUGCUGCUGUACUGCACGGUAUGUAGGUGCAUUUUGCUGAGGGAUCACAGCAUGCUGCUCUACGGAAUGCACAAAGGGCCAAAGCACCUUUUCUGUUUUGAAACCAUCCAUAUGAUGAUUACCCGUAGCUGGACAGUGUUUGUAUCCAUGUUGUCAUUCCCUGUUUCCGUAUGUAUUCUUGUGGGACCUUUUAAUUACCAGUUGCAAUCUGCAAUGAAAUGUGUGCAAUAUAGGGCUCCCUACCUCUGACUGUUCAUGUAAUGACUAAACCGAUUCACGUGUAGGUUAAUGUCCUUUUUUGUAAAAAAUACUUUUGGGAAACGAAAAAAAAAUAAAUCUUUUUAACUCCUAAAAUUAAUAUUCUUAUCUAAAACAUGUUCACUAAACAUAUGAUUCCUACUGCCUGUUUAUACUUAUUAACACUCAGGUUGUAAAUAUUUGGUGUAAGUACUGUAUGUAAACAUCUAUUAUAUGUAAACAGCCCUGGAAUGCCAAGCAGUAGGUUAAGGACAAUGUCACAUUGUCACAGAGGAAGUGGAAGUGGCCUUGAAUUGAGUUGCUCUGACUAGAAUGAGCUUUUUCAUGCCGAAGGUGCUGUGAUACUUACCUUAGACGUUUACCAUGUGACCCAGACAGCGGGAGUAAAACGGUUCUGAACGGAUCGCAGAAGAGGUCGUGCUUUUUAAGCUGUUGCCUGCUUGAUCCUUGAGUGAAUGGUCUGUUCUGAAGACCUGAUGCAAAUUCCGGCAACCACCCCUAUCCUUGUCACGGCCCCCAUGUCAUGCUGCCUCCCUGACUGCACUGAUGUCCCUGCUGAAAUUACUUUCCAUCUGUGCCUCAUUUCAUAAUCGUGUUGCUGUGCAGCCAGUUGUGUGAUGUGUACUAUAGCUGUACCUACUGUACAUCAGCCAUUAGACAAAACAUAGGUUUAAUAUUAUUGUAUACAUAUGCUUCAUAUUAAGUGUAUAAUAAUCUGAUGUUCCCAUUUAACACAAUUUGUUGUAAACUGCGGAUGCUUUUUGUCUGUAUAUGUACAUGGGAGUGCAUGUACAUAUGCACAGAGUCACAAGUGAAAGGCCCUAGUCUGCUAACUGAACUGUUAACUGAUUAUUCUGUGCUGAGACCCAAAGAAUACAAUCGUGUAAUACUGUGCAUUUUUAAGAAAUCAGUUCUUCUGGUCACAGGUUAAUAAAAUUUGUUUUUACAGAAUCUCUCGAA
Molecule: messenger RNA, 7892 nt
Organism: Paramormyrops kingsleyae
Lineage: Eukaryota; Metazoa; Chordata; Actinopteri; Osteoglossiformes; Mormyridae
Source: RefSeq, a predicted model, not a curated record